CAAAACAAAAAUCCUUGGCCAUGGAAAUGUUUUUAUUGGCCUUGGCCAUAGUCGUGGUGACAGUUUUAUUCUUUAGGGGCAUUAAAAUUUUCAAUUAUAUCGAUCAUGUUGCUGGCAUUAUGGAAAUGAUACCUGGACCUACACCCUAUCCGUUUGUGGGAAAUUUGUUUCAAUUUGGCCUGAGGCCGGAUGAAUAUCCCAAAAAGAUUUUACAAUAUUGCCGGAAAUAUGAAUUCCAAGGCUUCCGCUCUUUGGUAUUCUUCCAAUACCAUGUCAUGUUAAGUGAUCCAGCGGAAAUACAGAACAUGCUGUCAAGUCCGUCUCUAUUGUAUAAGGAACAUUUGUACUCCUUCCUACGUCCCUGGCUGGGUGAUGGGCUAUUGACUAGUUCCGGUGCCAGAUGGCUUAAACAUCAGAAAUUAUAUUUACCAGCCUUUGAUAGUCAGGCCAUUGAGGGCUAUAUGCAGGUUGUUAACAAGACUGGCCGAAAAUUUGUAAACAAAUUACAAGAGUAUGCUGAAAAUGGUGAUAUAUUCGAUGUACAAGAUGUAGUAAGGAAGUGUACGCUGGACAUUGUGUGUGAAAAUGCCACUGGUGUACCAAGUAAUUCACUGGACAAUCAACCAUCGAAAAUGCAUGCCGCUAUUGCUGACCUGUGCGAUGUUAUACAAGAACGUACUUUCAGCAUUGUCAAGAGAUUCGAUACUCUGUUUUAUUUAACGCCCUACUAUAGUAAACAGCGUAAGGCCCUGCGAUCCUUGAAAACUGAAAUUAAUCAGAUUGUUGAAGAACGUAGGACUCAAAUGAAGUCAGCAGACAAAGGAUUAAGCAAUGAAAAGAAUGCAGCAGAGCUUAAACCAUUUGUAAAUGUACUUUUGAAUGCCAAAUUGGAUGGAAGAGAAUUAAAAUUCCGCGAAAUCUUUGAAGAAAUUUCCACUUUUAUUUUCACGGGACAUGAUCCGACGGCAGCCGCUCUAUCCUUUACCCUGUACACACUGUCACGACAUCCGGUCAUACAGCAAAAAGUCUACGAUGAGCAGCGGAAAGUAUUCGCUGAAAAAGACGGAGAGGAAUUCAAAAAUGCCACAGCUAAGAGGGAAGAUUUACAUAAGAUGGACUACAUGGAAUUGGUGUUAAGGGAAACUUUGCGUUUGUAUCCAGCAGUGCCAUUGAUAGCAAGAACCAAUCGCAAGUCAAUUGAAAUAAAUGAUACAAAAAUAGCCAAAAGGACGACUGUCAUAAUGUGCCUGCUUGCCAUGGGCUAUAAUGAGAAAUACUUUGAAAACCCCUGUGAAUUCAGGCCAGAGAGAUUUGCUACUAUGCCAGCCACUGAUGAGAAAAACAAGGGCAUUGAGGCCUUUAAAAGUGUGCCCUUUAGUGCUGGUCCACGCAAAUGCAUAGCUGAAAAGUUUGCCAUGUUUGAAUUGAAAUCCCUAUUGUCUGCAGUUGUAAGAAAUUUUGAAAUUCUUCCACCCAAGGAUGGCUUGUCCGCUGGAAUAAAUGAUCAUUCUCGCAAGGAUUGUGUGCCGGAAAGUGAAUAUGAUCCUAUAUUGAAUAUAAGAAUAACUUUAAGAUCAGAAAAUGGAAUUUUAGUGAGACUCAAAAAGCGUAACUAAGCACUUUUUUAGAUUUAUAAACGAAUUUAUAAAAACAAAACAU
Stomoxys calcitrans (stable fly) is the source of this 1659-nucleotide messenger RNA. It is a transcript of the gene Cyp4ad1, whose product is annotated as probable cytochrome P450 4ad1. Gene Ontology annotation, molecular function: oxidoreductase activity, acting on paired donors, with incorporation or reduction of molecular oxygen; monooxygenase activity; iron ion binding. Lineage: Eukaryota; Metazoa; Arthropoda; Insecta; Diptera; Muscidae. Bases 21 to 1616 code for a protein of 531 amino acids. The record is from RefSeq and is a predicted model, not a curated record. The transcript is spliced from 9 exons.